This is a messenger RNA of Ylistrum balloti, 990 nucleotides long. RefSeq lists its product as uncharacterized. The transcript has a single exon. The record is from RefSeq and is a predicted model, not a curated record. NCBI's taxonomy places the organism in Eukaryota, Metazoa, Mollusca, Bivalvia, Pectinida, Pectinidae. The coding region runs from base 1 to 990 and encodes 329 amino acids.
AUGAACCGGGGCAAAUACCAUAAUGUUGAAGUGAACCGGGUCAAAUACCAUAAUGUUGAAGUGAACAGGGUCAAAUACCAUAAUGUUGAAGUGAACCGGGGCAAAUACCAUAAUGUUGAAGUGAACCAGGGCAAAUACCAUAAUGUUGCAGUGAACCGGGUCAAAUACCAUAAUGUUGAGGUGAACCGGGGCAAAUACCAUAAUGUUGAAGUGAACUGGGUCAAAUACCAUAAUGUUGAAGUGAACCGGGUCAAAUACCAUAAUGUUGAAGUGAACAGGGUCAAAUACCAUAAUGUUGAAGUGAACCGGGUCAAAUACCAUAAUGUUGCAGUGAACCGGGUCAAAUACCAUAAUGUUGAGAUGAACCGGGUCAAAUACCAUAAUGUUGAGAUGAACCGGGGCAAAUACCAUAAUGUUGAAGUGAACCGGGUCAAAUACCAUAAUGUUGCAGUGAACCGGGUCAAAUACCAUAAUGUUGAAGUGAACCGGGUCAAAUACCAUAAUGUUGAAGUGAACCGGGUCAAAUACCAUAAUGUUGAAGUGAACCGGGUCAAAUACCAUAAUGUUGAAGUGAACUGGGUCAAAUACCAUAAUGUUGAAGUGAACCAGGGCAAAUACCAUGAUGUUGAAGUGAACCGAGUCAAAUACCAUAAUGUUGAAGUGAACCGGGUCAAAUACCAUAAUGUUGAAGUGAACCGGGUCAAAUACCAUAAUGUUGAGGUGAACCGGGGCAAAUACCAUAAUGUUGAAGUGAACCGGGGCAAAUACCAUAAUGUUGAAGUGAACCGGGUCAAAUACCAUAAUGUUGAAGUGAACCGGGGCAAAUACCAUAAUGUUGAAGUGAACCAGGACAAAUACCAUAAUGUUGAAGUGAACCGGGUCAAAUACCAUAAUGUUGAAGUGAACCGGGUCAAAUACCAUAAUGUUGAAGUGAAGCCGUUUUAUAUAUAUAUUUUUUUUUCAACUGAUAUUAUUUCGCCUAAUCUUUGA